Molecule: messenger RNA, 1734 nt
Organism: Pyrus x bretschneideri (Chinese white pear)
Lineage: Eukaryota; Viridiplantae; Streptophyta; Magnoliopsida; Rosales; Rosaceae
Product: protein DETOXIFICATION 54
Exons: 1
Coding region: 807-1430 (207 amino acids)
Biological process (GO): transmembrane transport
Cellular component (GO): membrane
Molecular function (GO): xenobiotic transmembrane transporter activity; antiporter activity
Source: RefSeq, a predicted model, not a curated record
GUGUUCUGUGUUUUUGUUUCUUGUUUAUGUGUUAAUAUUUACCAACUGCAUCCGAGUGUGCAUAUUUUGAAAUGUUAGCGUCUCAUUACUUGAGGAUUUUCUUUCGUAAAAGAACCCCUUAUGCUUCACCAUGUGUUUCAUCAUGUAACUGCUGGCUAUGAAGGAACCCGUAGUGAAUUAUUCUUUUGAACUUGUUGAAAUAUAGAAGGGUUUCUUUAAUAAUCACCAGCAUUUGGUUUCUCUAAUCUCUAGUUCUAAGUGGAGCCAAUUUCUGGGGCUAAUUAGUUUUGUGGUAUAUGGUAUAGAAAGAAAUUAUUGAUUUCAGAAUUCAGUUGACUCUUACCAAGAAGAUGUAAAGGUCAUAGUCAAGCUAGUCUUCAUGCCUUUAUGCUCUAACAUGUGCAGAGAUUUUGUGUUUUAUUUUUUGGAUAAAUGUAAAGAAGGUUCUGCUUUGAUUAAUGGAUUAUUUUCUUUGCUAAUGUGAAUCUGUGAUACAAUUAGAUAAGCAGUUAGGUAUUUAUUUUUUCAUACGAAUGAGAUGUAAUGUGAAUUAAAAUUUUCUUUUUACAAGGGCCAGUAUUUAUGGAUUCAUCAUUCAUAUUGAAUUUCUUGUUUCUGGAGCGAAUAAACCUUUAAUUUCCUUUGCAAUUGUUUGUUUCAAUAAUGUGUAUAUAAUUGGCACUUCUAGGUUGUACCCAAUCAAGCUUGGUACCUGGUAGUUAUGCAUUCGCAUGUCGUUCAUGAAGGUUUCAUCGUGUGCAUAUUUCUUCAUUUCAUAAUAUUUUUAUCUAAAGUUACAAUCACUUAUGCAAGCGUUAUGCUUCUUAUAUGGAUGUUUGAAUCUGCAUAUCUGUUUGCAGGUAGGGAAUGAGCUUGGUUGUGGGAAGCCAUACAAGGCGAAGUUAGCAGCGAUGGUGGCAUUGGGAUGUGCAUUUGUGAUCGGCAUCAUCAACGUGACAUGGGUAGUGAUUUUAAGAGGGAGGUGGGCAGGCCUCUUCACCAAGGACGAGCUCGUCAAAGCCUUGGUUGUAUCAGUCAAGCCAAUCAUGGGGCUUCGUGAGUUAGGCAACUGCCCCCAAACCACUGGCUGUGGCAUCCUACGUGGCACGGCACGCCCGGCUGUGGGUGCCCGCAUUAAUUUGGGGUCGUUCUACUUCGUGGGCAUCCCUGUGGUGGUCGGGCUUGCCUUCUGGCUCAAGGUAGGGUUUGGCGGGCUCUGGUUCGGGCUUUUAUCUGCUCAGGUGGCGUGUGCUGUGUCCAUUCUGUAUGUUGUGGUGGCAAGGACUGAUUGGGAGGCAGAGUCGUUGAAGGCGAAGAUGCUGACCGGGCUAGAAAUGGGUGACUGCAAAAACGAAGGACAAGGGCAUGAGAAAGGUGAAGAAGAAAGCAAAGGGUUAUUGAUGAUAAAAGGUGGAGAUGAUUUUAUUUAGAGGUUUUGUGUGAGAUCUUCGUCGGAGACUCUACUUUUGUUGACCGUGCAGUAGUAGUUUUAACACUUUUUUAUUUUAUUUUUUAUGCUGACUAUUUGGUUAGUUGGAUUUUAAAAAGCUAGAGUUUUGAUGGGCAUUGCAGUUUGCAAUGUCUCACUCGCCCGCCAGGGUCCAGCCAAGUUUAAAUAUGGCCUACAGUCCUACUUUUAGGAUUUUUUUUUUGGUCCAUAGCAACUGUAUUAUUUGUGUCUAAUUUUCAAAACUCGAGAUGUAGAAAUUUUUGAGUUUGGUUGCUCGGACAAUA